CGAUGUGAAUGGUGGGGAGCUGCGGGUGGGCACUGUUUGGGAAAAUGUCCCGGCAAAAAUACUCCGCGGGCACCCUCAGCGGCAGGGCGAGGGGAGGAGGAUGCACCGCUCGCAGCGACAUCGCCGAAUCGCUCGACGAUAAAAUUUGAUUCUGCGCGUGCGUGUACUCGCAAGCUUGCAUCUUCCCGGCCGCGCCGCAGGGGCUGCGAGUCCCCGCCGGGAGCCGUCGGAGCCGCCGUCUGCGUCCGGGUGUCUCUCCGUGGCGCCGCGGAGGAGCUCGCCAUGGCUGCAGCGCUCCCGCGCGCCGAGCUGUGCGCCUACGCGGGCGUGCUGGGGGCCGCGCUGCUGUGGGCGGCCAGCUGGGUCGCUGCCGUCUCCGAGGAACACGGGGGACACUUCAAGGAAGGUCUGCAGGAUGGAUGGUCCUACUUCGGAAGGAAGAGGGACAUCGCGGACUUUGAGUGGCUCAUGUGGUUCUCCAAGUGGCGGAACUGCAUUCUGCUCGCCUUGUCGGGACACGUGCUCUUCGGGAAGUUCGCGUCACUCCUCUUCCCCGAGCGCCGCUCGCUGGUGUACAUGGCCUACGGCGUGCUGGUGGUCACCGCCACCAUGGGCCUGCAGUACGUGCUGCUCGUGGCGUCGCACUGCCUGCUGCUCUACUCCGUGGGACUCGCCAAGCAGCGCUGGCUCUGCUUCCUCGCCGGACUCGCAUCGCUCGCCACCUUCAGGGUCGAACCGUUCAACAGCUGGCAGAACGGCUUCGUGUCGGGCGACUUCCAGCUGCAGGACGUCCUCUUUGCGGGCGGCUCGGCCUUCACCAUUGUGCGCUGCCUGAGCUUCGCGCUCGACAACUGUGAUUACAAGGGCGGCAGCUACUCCUUCCUGGACCUGCUCAAGUACAACUUCUACCUGCCCUUCUUCUUCUUCGGGCCCGUCAUGGUCUACGACAAGUUCCACGAGCAGGUGAACGACUCUUCGCUGGCGCGCAAGGAGCACGAGCUGUGGGGGAUCAACGUGGGCGUGUGCGGACACCUCCUGGUCGUGCUGCUCGUGGACAUCCUCUUCCACUUCCUCUACAUCGUCACCAUCCCUGCCGACCUCUCCCUGCUGGAGGACACCUCCGACUGGGGCCUCGCGUUCCUGGCGUACGCAAACCUGGUGUACGACUGGGUGAAGGCUGCUAUGCUGUUCGGCGUGGUGUGCAGCGUCGCCCGCCUGGACCACUUCGACCCCCCCAAGCGUCCCAAGUGUAUCACCAUGCUCUACGUCUUCGCCGACACGCAUUUUGACAGAGGAAUCAACGACUUUCUUUGCAAAUACAUCUACGACCGCUAUGGAGUCAACCACGACAACAUCCUGAGGGAGCUGCUUGGCACGGUGGCGACGUUUGCCUUUGCCACGCUGUGGCUGGGCCCGUGCGACGUCGUCUACCUGUGGUCCUUCCUCAACUGCCUGGGCCUCAACCUGGAGCUGUGGGUGCAGAAGCUGUUUGCGCUGCCUGCCCUCACCCAACUCGAGGGCAAGCGGCUCACGCUGGAGUGGUCUCGCCGUGUGCGUGCCAUUUUUGGGGCGGCCAACUACUGGACCAUCAUCCUGUACAACGUGCUGGCUCUCAACAGCACCGAAUUUGCUGAACUCGUCUCCUGCCGCAUUCUGCUCUACGGUUUUCCCUUCACCACCAUCAUGGUGUGGUUCAUCACAUACUGUGGGGUACAGCUUGUCAUGGAGAAGGGCCGUCUGGACGCUGUGAAGGAGAAGACUGAGUGAGGUGCCCCCAUGUUUGGAGGACGCCGUGCCAUUAUACGGGGUUCGUCAGGAAAGACUGACGUUCAGCUUGUAAAUCCCAACUUAUGUUGCCGACACUAUACUGUCAUUAAACCACGCGUAGCAUUUUAUUUUAGUUACUCCACAAUUGUAUCAACAAAAUAUUCCUUAAAAAAUGCAAUGUCAUGCCCCAUGUCAAGUACAAUUUUAAUCUAUUACCAAACUGUAUGGUUAAACUCAUUAUUUAAAGAGGAAAAUGUAACAAUAUUUAAUCAAUUAAAUUAUACCUUGCGAGUUGAGUUGUGGAUUAUCGCCAACUGUGGUUACUUUGUCCAUGUUUAUGAACAUUAAUAACACUCAGCAAUGCACUGUGAAGCAUCUGCGUGGCCAUUACCUGCCGAACGUACCUGUGCCACUGUGUAAUUAAACAUUUGUAACUGUG
Molecule: messenger RNA, 2206 nt
Organism: Lethenteron reissneri (Far Eastern brook lamprey)
Lineage: Eukaryota; Metazoa; Chordata; Hyperoartia; Petromyzontiformes; Petromyzontidae
Gene: HHATL
Product: hedgehog acyltransferase like
Biological process (GO): negative regulation of N-terminal protein palmitoylation
Cellular component (GO): endoplasmic reticulum
Molecular function (GO): acyltransferase activity
Source: RefSeq, a predicted model, not a curated record